This is a messenger RNA of Rasamsonia emersonii CBS 393.64, 1833 nucleotides long. RefSeq lists its product as uncharacterized. The coding region runs from base 1 to 1833 and encodes 610 amino acids. The transcript is spliced from 3 exons. The record is from RefSeq and is a predicted model, not a curated record. Gene Ontology annotation, biological process: glucan catabolic process. NCBI's taxonomy places the organism in Eukaryota, Fungi, Ascomycota, Eurotiomycetes, Eurotiales, Trichocomaceae. Gene Ontology annotation, molecular function: hydrolase activity, hydrolyzing O-glycosyl compounds.
AUGCCUUCGUCUUCGCGACUGCUGAGCCUGGGCGCGCUCGCCCUCUCGUCGUCGCUCGCUCGCCCGGCGCUGGCCACGACCCAGUACACCGUGGUCAACAGCUUCGCUGGCCAGGACUUCUUCAAUAACUUUGCUUUUUCGACAGAAGCUGAUCCCACCCAUGGAUUCGUGCAAUACGUCGACCAGGCCACGGCCCAGAGCCUCGGCCUCAUCAACGUGACCCCCAGCGGCAGCGUGUACAUUGGCGUCGACCACAUCUCCACGCUGUCGCCCAGCGACCAGGGCCGCAAGUCGGUGCGCAUUACGUCCAAUGUCGGCUUCGAUCAGGGUCUCCUCAUCGCCGACAUCCAGCACAUGCCCGGCAGCAUCUGCGGUGUGUGGCCGGCCUUCUGGACGACGGGCAACCAGUGGCCCGAGGAUGGUGAAAUCGACAUCAUCGAGGGUGUCAACCAGCAGGCCACCAACGAGAUGGUCCUCCACACCCAGGGCCAGUGCACCAUCACCAACCCGAAGCAGACCGGCACCCUGACGUCGGCGGACUGCUCGCUGUCGUCGGGCACGACCGGCUGCGUGGUUCAGGGCACCGCCAACACGUACGGCACCGGCUUCAACAGCAUCAACGGCGGUGUGUAUGCUCUGCUGUGGACCGACGAGGCCAUCAAGAUCUGGUUCUUCCCGCGCAGCGCCAUCCCGGAGUCCAUCACCAGCGGCAACCCCAACCCGGACGAGUUCGGCACCCCGCUGGCCGACUUUGAGGGCACCUGCGACAUCGGCAAGGAGUUCCAGACUCAGAAGCUUGUUUUCGACACCACGUUCUGCGGUGACUGGGCUGGCGGCGUCUACGGAUCCUCGGGCUGCCCCAUGAGCCAGCCGAACAACGCCGUGGGCAGCUGCGUUGACUACGUGGCCUCCAACCCGUCCGCAUUCACUGAGGCCUACUGGGAGAUCAACUCGAUCAAGAUCUACCAACAGACCAACAACAGCGCUCCCAGCUCCUCGGCCCUCGCCAGCCGCACUGUCGCCAGCUCUGCGGUCGCUUCGUCCGUGCCUGCGGAUGCCGGCUCUUCCACUCCGGCUGCGGUGACCCCUUUCAGCAGCACGGCCGCUGCCUCGUCCAAGGAGACUGCUACCACCGUGAUUGUCACCUCGUACGUUGACGUCUGCCCGGAGGGUUUCACGACCAAGACCAUCACCCACACGGCCACCUACUGCCCGGAGGAGGUCACUUCGGGCAUUGCGCCGGGCUUCACGACCAAGACGACCGUCUGCACUGCUUGCGGUCCCGCCCCGACCACGGUGACUCUGACUGUUCCGGCCUCGUCGGUUACUGCGACCGCCACUCCUGCCGCGACUUCUUUCACCUCUGCCCAGGCCGUCCCUGGCUCGGCUACCACUUUCGUGAGCGUUCCUGUGCCGACUGGCAGUGGCAGCACUGGUAGCGGCAGCACUGGCUCUGGCGCUGGCUCCAGCUCUGCUUCUGGCUCUGCUUCUGGCUCUGCUCCUAGCUCUGGCUCCAGCUCCGGCUCCUCUGGCUACGGCUCUGGCGCCAGCUCCUCUGUCGCUGUUCCUCCCGUCGUCUCUCCCUCUGCUCCAGCUGGCUCCGCUCCCUAUCCCGCCAGCAACGGCACCGCGUCCUCUCCUUCUGGCGCCGCCCCUGUUGCUUCCGGCUGGGGCUCGGCCUCGAAGACGGGCGCUGCCGGCGUCGGCUCUGUCGCGACGCCUUCCAGCAAGAGCUCCUCGUCGGUGCCGCCGGUCUUCACCGGCGCUGCCAACAAGGUCUCUGCUGGUUUGACUGGAGCCGUUGCGGCCGUUGCCCUUGCCCUGUUGGCAUGA